AUGAGUUUUGCCCUCGGACAAAAGAGAUGUGUUGGUUCCUUAGAGAACGCAGAAGUUCGUUCAGCCAGAAGGCAUAAUCCCGCCCCUGACGGCAAAGUGCUCAACCAUAUCAUCAACUCGCCGACGCUCAACCUUGGGGCCCCGCAGUCUUCUGACAUGCAUUUGGCCUUGGGGGUCUCCUUGCAAGAAGCAGACGCAGACGCAGACCAACCCGACUAUACGCUCUGCCCCGCCGAUCUCGACUUGGAAACACAGAACAUGCAGUCUUACGACAUGGUUUGGGGCCCUUUGGGCUCGGCAGGCAGCAGUGAUCAACAAGCAGAGCCAGAUCUAUUCGAUUUUGGGCUCUGCCCCGCCGAUCUCGACUUGGAAACACAGAACAUGCAGUCUUACGACAUGGCUUGGGGCUCCGGGGGCUAA
Cordyceps fumosorosea ARSEF 2679 is the source of this 420-nucleotide messenger RNA. RefSeq lists its product as hypothetical. The transcript has a single exon. The record is from RefSeq and is a predicted model, not a curated record. Bases 1 to 420 code for a protein of 139 amino acids. Lineage: Eukaryota; Fungi; Ascomycota; Sordariomycetes; Hypocreales; Cordycipitaceae.